AUGCGAACAGAAAUUAGUAGAAAGAUUAUGAGAGGUAUUGCAUUGGCUUUGGGCGGGUCAGGCAACGAGUUUGAAGGUAAUAUUGCUGGCGAUCCAUUUCGGGUUGUACGGUUGAUAGGUUAUCCACCGGUUUUAAAAGAAUCAGAUGUUGAACCAGAACGCAUGGGAUGUGGGGCUCACACAGAUUAUGGUCUUUUAGGAUUGGUCAAUCAAGAUGAAAAUGUAUCAGCUAUAGAGGCUAUGAACAAUUCUGGAGAAUGGAUUUCUGCUCCUCCAAUUCCUGGUGCAACUCUUUGCAUUCUUGGUGAUAUGCUAAAGAUUUUGUCGAAUGGUUUGUACAAUCCUGCUCUUCAUCAGAUAAUCAACGCGUCCCCAAAAUAUCGUGUUAGUGCAGUUUACUUCUAUGAGACUAAUUAUGAAGAACCUAUUGAGGCCUUGGACAUUUGCGUACAAAAAAGUGGCGGAAAAAAGAAAAUUGACACUGCUAUUUAUGGAGACUAUCUUGUUGCUAAAUUGAAAAAGGCCUAUCCAUUUUAACAUACAGAGUACAUCAAGACAAAAGUGUUUUUUUAUUAGGCAAAACAAGAGUUUUAUCUUUUAUGUUGUACUACUUUGCUAGUUGAAUAGCCAAUUAGCCACGCGUACAUUCUUGCUUUUAUCGUACGUUUAAUUGUUUUAUUACUUAAUAAAAUAAGCCCAUGGUAAUACCAAUAUCCUCUAGGUUGUGGGUUUUACAUGGUGUUAUAAGUUGGAAUUGUUUUGGAAUUAAUGGAUACUACUAUAUUAUGCUUUCUAUUUAAUAUUAGUAUAAAUAAAAGGUGUCUA
Messenger RNA from Chenopodium quinoa (quinoa), 825 nucleotides. RefSeq names its product probable 2-oxoglutarate-dependent dioxygenase At3g50210. The record is from RefSeq and is a predicted model, not a curated record. The coding region runs from base 1 to 537 and encodes 178 amino acids. Lineage: Eukaryota; Viridiplantae; Streptophyta; Magnoliopsida; Caryophyllales; Amaranthaceae. Gene Ontology annotation, molecular function: dioxygenase activity. The transcript is spliced from 6 exons.